Lottia gigantea (owl limpet) is the source of this 973-nucleotide messenger RNA. RefSeq lists its product as hypothetical. Bases 1 to 552 code for a protein of 183 amino acids. Gene Ontology annotation, biological process: cilium assembly. The record is from RefSeq and is a predicted model, not a curated record. The transcript has 4 exons. Lineage: Eukaryota; Metazoa; Mollusca; Gastropoda; Lottiidae.
AUGGCGGUCACUUUACUGGAUUUCACGAAAAGACCAGAAAGAAGUGAAUUUUCGGAUUCCACCGAAGACGAUAUUGCAUGUGCGAAGACUUUUUGGCAGUCUGUGACACUCUUGCCUCCGAUGGAAUCACGUUUGGUUUCCAGCGACAUCAAACAGAGAUUGAGAACAGCCCCUCCCGGAGGACACACAACAGCUCGCAAAAGUACUGCAGGAAACUCCACUUACCGAGUUACACCGGCAAAUAACCUAGCUGUUCAAGAGUUUUUAACUAAAGCUAGAACAAUGCAACAAAUGGAAGAGUUUUUACGAUUGAGAGAAUUUGCAUCAGCACGGGAUGAGGACAGAGAAUUGUUGUAUAGGCGAAGGAAAGAACGCAUGAAGAAAGAAGAAAUAUCAAGAAAUCGAAUCACAAGAAAAAAGAAAAAUAAUGAAGAAAUAACAAUUAUAAAUGAAAGUGAUAAUGAAAUGGAAGAAGAUGUGGAUAAAAUCAUGAAAGAUUUGGAUCAAUUUGAUAAAUCGAUAAACAAAAAUCUUGAUGUCGAUUCAGACUAGCCACUCCAGAUUCCCAAAAUACAGGCCUAUUAAUAAUAAGCUCUAUAUAUAAAUGAAUUUUCAAUGAACACCAAUUUUCAGUAUAUUUGGUCAGAUUAUGAUUGGCAUAUUUUUCUGUGUCAAACAUGUGUAACAUGGGUUGUUUUCAAAUGUAUAAUUGUUUGAUAACUAUUGUUGAUUGAAAUGUCUAAAAAACCUUUGAGUAUCCCCUGAGGGCAUGCAUGUAUUCCAAGGGGGUGGGGAAGACGCCGGUAGGAGGGGGUGGCACUCACAAGAUAGGGAACCAAGGACACAGAUACAAAUAUAUUUGCUUGACUGAUAAAUGAUUUUUUGUAAAUAUAGAAUUUUAGUUUAUUUAUAAUCGAUUUUUAAUGAUAUGAAUGUUGUAUGAUUGUUACAAUAAAUUUUUAUUUUUAUAAUG